Molecule: messenger RNA, 1647 nt
Organism: Lynx canadensis (Canada lynx)
Lineage: Eukaryota; Metazoa; Chordata; Mammalia; Carnivora; Felidae
Product: N-myc proto-oncogene protein-like
Biological process (GO): regulation of transcription by RNA polymerase II
Molecular function (GO): protein dimerization activity; RNA polymerase II cis-regulatory region sequence-specific DNA binding; DNA-binding transcription factor activity, RNA polymerase II-specific
Source: RefSeq, a predicted model, not a curated record
ACGCGCUGGGUGGAUGCGGGGGGCUCCUGGGAACUGGGUUGGAGCCGAGCUAGCGCUAGCCAGGCGCAAGCGCGCACAGACUGCAACCACCCGAGGACCACCCCCCAGGCCACCCGGAGACCCCCGCGCAGAAUCGCCUCUGGAUCCCCGGCAGCCGGCGGGAGAUGAUGAAGAUGACGAAGAGGAAGACGAGGAGGAGGAAAUUGACGUGGUGACCGUGGAGAAGCGAAGGUCCUCCUCCAACAGCAAGGCCGUCACGACCUUCACCAUCACCGUGCGGCCCAAGAACGCAGCCCCGGGCCCGGGGAGGGCCCAGUCCGGGGAGCUGAUUCUCAAGCGCUGCGUCCCCAUCCACCAGCAGCACAACUAUGCCGCCCCCUCCCCCUACGUGGAGAGCGAGGAUGUGCCGCCCCAGAAGAAGAUCAAGAGCGAAGCAUCGCCCCGCCCCCUCAAGAGCGUCAUCCCCCCGAAGCCUAAGAGCUUGAGUCCCCGCAACUCUGACUCGGAGGACAGCGAGCGCCGCCGGAACCACAACAUUCUGGAACGCCAGCGCCGCAAUGACCUGCGGUCCAGCUUCCUGACGCUCAGGGACCACGUGCCAGAGCUGGUGAAGAACGAGAAGGCCGCCAAGGUGGUCAUUUUGAAAACCACCGAGUACGUCCACUCCCUCCAGGCCGAGGAGCAUCAGCUUUUGCUGGAGAAGGAGAAGUUGCAGGCAAGACAGCAGCAGUUGCUAAAGAAAAUUGAACACGCUCGGACUUGCUAACGUUUCUCGAAACUGGACAGUCACUCUGCCACUUUGCACAUUUUGAUUUUUUUUUUUUAAACAAACAUUGUUUGACAUUAAGAAUGUGGGUUUACUUUCAAAUCGGUCCCCCUCCCCGUCGAGUUUGGAUCUGGGUGGGGAGCAGGACAUGUGGGGUUCUGCCGGGACCUCGGGAGAGGGCCCGCAUGAUGGGAUGCUGGGUGGCCCUUGCAGUUUUCCUCCAUGUCACCUCCGAGACGCGGUCGAAGUUCGUGACAGUUGGGAGCCUCUGGGCUGUUGAAGUCACCUGUUUGUUCCAAGUUUCCAAACAACGGAAAGUCAUUCCUUCUUUUUUAAAAUGGUGCUUAAGUUCCAGCAGAUGGUCACGUAAGGGGUUUGCCAUUUGAUAACCCCUGGGGAACAUUUCUGUAAAUACCAUUGACACACCCGCCUUUUGUAUACGUCCUGGGUAAUGAGAGGUGGCUUUUGCGGCCAGUAUUAGACUGGAAGUUCAUACCUAAGUACUGUAAUACCUCAAUGUUUGAGGAGCAUGUUUUGUAUACAAAUAUAUUGUUAAUCUCUGUUAUGUACUGUACUAAUUCUUACACUGCCUGUAUACUUUAGUAUGAUGCUGAUACAUAACUAAAUUUGAUACUUAUAUUUUCGUAUGAAAAUGAGUUGUGAAAGUUUUGAGUAGAUAUUACUUUAUCACUUUUUGAACUAAGAAACUUUUGUAAAGAAAUUUACUAUAUAUAUAUGCCUUUUUCCUAGCCUGUUUUUCCUGUUAAUGUAUUUGUUCAUGUUUGGUUCAUAGAACUGGGUAAAUGCAAAGUUCUGUGUUUAAGUUCUUCAAAAUGUAUAUAUUAGUGCUGCAUCUUAUAGCACUUUGAAAUACCUCAUGU